UCUUUAAAAGGCUGUAUCCUCUUGGUCCUAAGCUUUUGAGGAGCGCCAUGGCCAUUUUUUCCGCUCCUAGCCUUUCUUCUCUUCCUUUAAUCUGAUUAAUUUUACCACCGUCCUACAGAUUUAAAAUAAAAUUAUUAAAAAAAAAAAAAAAAGGACGGCAAGAUGGCUGAGAUGGGCAAGGGAGUCACUGCAGGGAAAAUAGCCAGCAACAUGCAGAAGAAGCUCACCAGGGCCCAAGAGAAGGUCCUCCAGAAACUUGGCAAAGCUGAUGAAACAAAAGAUGAGCAAUUUGAACAGUGUGUGCAAAACUUUAACAAACAGCUGACAGAAGGAUCCAAGCUACAGAAGGAUCUCCGGACCUACCUGACUUCAGUUAAAGCAAUGCAUGAAGCCUCCAAGAGACUUACAGAGUGUUUGCAAGAAGUAUAUGAACCCGAUUGGCCAGGAAGGGAUGAAAGUAACAAAAUAGGAGAGAAUAAUGACUUGCUUUGGACAGACUUCCAUCAGAAACUGGUAGAUCAGGCAUUGCUGACUAUGGACACCUAUCUUGGCCAGUUCCCAGACAUAAAGUCUCGCAUUGCUAAACGGGGAAGGAAACUUGUAGACUAUGACAGUGCCAGGCAUCAUUAUGAAUCUCUUCAAACUGCAAAGAAGAAAGAUGAGGCUAAAAUUGCCAAGCCUGUGUCGUUGCUUGAGAAAGCCGCGCCUCAGUGGUGCCAAGGGAAGCUACAAGCGCACCUCGUAGCUCAGACUAACCUACUGCGGAAUCAGGCUGAAGAAGAAUUAGUAAAAGCCCAGAAAGUAUUUGAAGAGAUGAACAUUGAUCUUCAGGAAGAACUGCCUUCACUAUGGAAUAGUCGUGUUGGUUUCUAUGUCAACACGUUCCAGAGUAUUGCUGGCUUAGAAGAGAAUUUUCAUAAGGAGAUGGGCAAGUUAAACCAAAACCUGAAUGAUGUCCUUGUGACUCUAGAGAAAGAACAUGCAACAAGCACCUAUCCUGUUAAAGCUCAGCCAAGUGACAGCACCAAAGUAAACAAAACUCCUUCAUCUCCACCUGAUGGGACUCCCAUCACCAGCCCUGAGAUCAAGGCCGUCAACCAUGAACCAGAGCCAUCCACUCUGGAAGCUCCUGGGGGAGGCAUCCCCAAGUCUCCCUCUCAGUUGAGGAAAGGCCCUCCUGUGCCACCACCUCCAAAACUCACUCCAUCCAAGGAGAUGAAGCAGGAGAACAUCAUCAACCUGUUUGAUGACAAUUUUGUCCCAGAGAUCAGUGUGACAACCCCCUCACAGUUUGAUGCCCCUGGGUCCUUCCAGGAGGGAGCCAGCCUAUUGGAUCUGGAUUUUGAUCCCAUUAAACCAGAUAACAACCUUGUAGGGAAGUCGCCCACACCUGCUACUCAGCCUACAGAAGCCACUCCUGGUGAGGCUGAGGGAGCUGGCAAAGAAGAAACAGCUGGAGCUGAAGCAGCUGCUAAACCCGAAACUGAUUCAGGAUCUGCCUCAAGUUCUCUGCCAACUGUAGUUGUGGAGACUUUCCCUGCCACAGUUAAUGGAACCGAUGAGAAUAGAGCCGUCUCUGAGAGGUCUGACAUGCCACCAGGGUUUCUCUUCAAGGUACAAGCCAUGCAUGAUUAUGCUGCUACUGACAGUGAUGAAUUGCAGCUAAAGUCUGGAGAUGUGGUCUUGGUGGUUCCAUUUGAAAAUCCAGAUGAGCAGGAUGAAGGAUGGCUGAUGGGUGUGAAAGAGUCUGAUUGGCUUCAGCACAAAGCAUUUGACCAAUGCCGGGGAGUUUUCCCAGAGAAUUUCACUGAGCGGGUGCAGUGAGGUCUUGCAGCUCCUUAGAAAGCAAGAGGUGUCUUCUCCCCCUCCUCCUGAGGAAGGUCUAAAAAAAAUAAUUGAAAGAAUGUUUUUUUUAAAGCAGCUUAAAGGUUGGAUUCUUCACAGAGAACAAUGUUUUAGAAGUCCACUGAAUCAAAGUAUUAUCAAAGAUAUAGAUAAUAAAGAAAGACAGGUUGGGAAAAAUCCUUUUUCUGUUUGAGUUAAAUAAGGUCAAUUCAGAAGGUUGUCACUGAGUGGUGGAGCGAUGUUGUGUGAAAUAGGAUGUGCUCAGCAUUGUAAGCUGUGAAUCCUAGCAGUCCUGUUCUCCUGAAACUACACAAUAAAGUUUUAUCUUGUGGGAAGGCACGGUCAA
This is a messenger RNA of Protobothrops mucrosquamatus (brown spotted pit viper), 2191 nucleotides long. RefSeq names its product bridging integrator 1 (gene BIN1). Gene Ontology annotation, molecular function: tau protein binding; phospholipid binding. Bases 163 to 1824 code for a protein of 553 amino acids. The transcript has 17 exons. The record is from RefSeq and is a predicted model, not a curated record. NCBI's taxonomy places the organism in Eukaryota, Metazoa, Chordata, Lepidosauria, Squamata, Viperidae. Gene Ontology annotation, cellular component: synaptic vesicle; cytoplasm; plasma membrane. Gene Ontology annotation, biological process: regulation of endocytosis.